Messenger RNA from Parastagonospora nodorum SN15, 1236 nucleotides. RefSeq lists its product as hypothetical. The record is from RefSeq and is a predicted model, not a curated record. Gene Ontology annotation, molecular function: metal ion binding. The transcript has a single exon. Lineage: Eukaryota; Fungi; Ascomycota; Dothideomycetes; Pleosporales; Phaeosphaeriaceae. The coding region runs from base 1 to 1236 and encodes 411 amino acids.
AUGACUCACAGCACCCAAUCUGCAGUCGCAACCGUGCCGAAGGAGACCACCCCGACCGUAGAAGCCUCCGUCACUCAGACCAUGCCAGUGGAGACGGACAUCGACAUCGAUCUCUCGGAUAGUCCUGCUAACGACACCAUGAUCGCUGCGCCCGCCGCAGAGUACCUGGAAGACCUGAUCGAUUACGACGAUGACGAGCUCUUACCUGCUAGUCACGACAGCGGAGAUGACACCCUGAUCGGACUCGACGACACAGACAUCAAGUUCGAGGAUGAGAUCACCGUCGCCAAGGACACGUCCCUGGCCGAGCAGCAAGCCGAUCACGCGCAAGGCAUGCAGGAAGUAGCUGACCAUCACUUGGAGCAGGCUAAGUAUAUGAUGAGCAUGGGCCCGCAAACCCUACUGGGUUCCUCACCCGAUAUGGCGUCGGCGCUGCAGCUCAACAACGUCGGCGACAACGUGACUGUCAAUGUCUCUGUUGAUGGCAUUACUUACGAGAUCACCUGGAAAGUCGCUGCUGUCCAUGGCGAGCAACCUCAGCCUGCCAUCGAGCAGCCUGCCGCCAGCAUCGCUGUCAACACCACCCAGCGCAAGACGUCCCUUCGCGACGCUCCACCACUUUCAACUAGCGCAAAUCCAGCCGCUCGCUCCGCCGUCAAGUGUAAGUUCGGUAGCAAGUGCAACAAGGGUACUUCUUGCACCUUUGAACACACUGUCAAGGUCAAGCUCUGCACGUGGGUCAACACUGCGCAGGGCUGCACCAAGGGCAAGGCUUGCGAGUUUUCGCACGACAACGAGGGUGCGAAGUGUACCCGUAGCACCACUCGCUCGGACUGUGCCAACGGCAAGGGCUGUGCGUUUAAGCAUGGCGAUGAUGUCGGUAUUGCGGUCAAGCCGAAGGCUGUCGCGCCCGCUGCUGAGCAGGUCAAGACUCUUCCUCCUGCCGAUGCGCCAAUUGGACCGAAGGUUGCUAAUGCUCCUCCUAGCAAUGCACCAACUGGCCCCAAGGGUACUGGGAAGCGUAGCCGCGACCAAGAUGAUGACGGCGGCAACGAGACGCAGCACAAGCGUGUCAACAACAGCACUGACAACUUCAAGGCUGGUGGCAGCAACAACCGUGGUGUGAAGCAGUACCGGGGUCGUGGUCGAGGCAAUGCCCGUGCUGGUGGCAGAGAACGUGUCGGUGGUGCGCUUGGAGGCGAUAUGCGCAUCAAGGGCGCUGCAGGGGGACGGUAG